This is a messenger RNA of Cryptomeria japonica (Japanese cedar), 1757 nucleotides long. RefSeq lists its product as uncharacterized. Lineage: Eukaryota; Viridiplantae; Streptophyta; Pinopsida; Cupressales; Cupressaceae. Bases 195 to 1199 code for a protein of 334 amino acids. Gene Ontology annotation, molecular function: zinc ion binding. The transcript is spliced from 7 exons. The record is from RefSeq and is a predicted model, not a curated record.
GGAACCAUUCCAUGAAAAUGGCCCCAAAUCUACAUGGAAACUAGCACGGGUAUGCAAAUUUCACCGUUACAUAUACGUAGUUUCCCAUUGGCGUGUCCAACGUACCGUCGGGUAGCGUAGGGGUAAAAGGGAAGCCAGUGGGUGAAGUUUGUGAGAGUGAGGAAGGAGGGACGAGGGUGCAGGAGAAUUGGAACAUGGAAGUGGGGGAUCCGUCGAGCAAGAAUAUGAGCACGAACAUGAAUAUCAGCGAGGCGACAUCGCUUCUUGUGAUGAAUAGGGAGAGAGACUCCAUUGAUUUGGAAGCAGGCCCUGCUGAUCAGAUUCAGUGCAGAAUAUGUCUCGAAACUGACGGCAGGGAUUUUAUUGCUCCUUGUAAAUGUAAGGGAACUUCAAAGUAUGUGCACCGUGCAUGUCUUGAUCACUGGCGAGCUGUAAGGGAAGGAUUUGCAUUUGCUCACUGCACAACAUGCAAGGCCCCUUAUCAUCUCAGAGUACAUGUUGCAGCAGACAGGAAGUGGAGAACAUUGAAGUUUCGGUUCUUUGUAACCAGGGAUGUCCUCUUCAUCUUUGCAGCUGUCCAGCUUGUGAUUGCAUCUUUGGCAUAUUCAGUUUAUUUGAUAGAUCAUCAUCAGCAAGAUUGGCUGCGUUUAGCCUGGGGGUUUGAGAGUAAAAUUAGGUUCUACUACAUAUUCGGAGCACUGUUAUUUUUUGCUUUGUUAGGACUCUCUGGUUGCUUCAUAACUUGUUAUGACCGUCGUGUACGUAAUGAUUUAGCACAACCUUGUCGGGAACUUUGUCUUUGCUGCUGCCAUCCAGGCAUUUGUGCAGAUUGUCAUUUACCAGGGACUAUCUGCAUGUGGACUGACUGUGCUGCAUGCUUUGAAAGUUGUGCUGGCACUGUAGGGGAAUGUGGUACAUGUUUGGGAGGUGCUGGUGAAGCUGGGGCACCAAUAUUACUCAUAGUAGGGCUUGUGACUCUGGGACUUUUUACUGUUGUUGGGAUCUUUUACAGUGUAUUGGUAGCAACAAUGGUUGGCCAGAGGAUAUGGCAGCGUCAUUACCACAUUUUAGCAAAAAGAAUGUUGACAAAAGAAUAUGUCGUUGAAGAUGUAGAUGGUGAGAUACUAGAUUCUGAUGGGACUCCACCUCCUCUUCCAGCUGAACAUGUUCAACAGCUUAAGUCACUCGGACUGCUUUAAUUAAAAAGUGUUUCUGCAAAACUGAAUAAAUGAGAGAUACGGAUCUCAGAUUCAAGUAUAUUACAGGGCUCUGCCUAACAUUUCUGUUCGUUUAUUACUGCCAAAUUUAGCUUCAACUAAAUACUUAACGGUGAGAAAAAUGUUGUGUAAGAGUCUCAAACAGAUUUCGAUUAAGAUUGUGACUCAUCAAAUCUGCCAAAAUAGCACUCUGUUAGUUAUCCAAUUAUUUAACUAAGUGCGCAUGCAUCCAUUGGGUCGUGAUGAUGGGCGAAAUGUAUAAGAAUGUAAUUGGCUUAUUAACCUAAAUCAAUUCUGAUGCAUUUUGUAAAGCUCACUUGCUAUCUUAUCUGUCAAUUUAUAGACGCUAAUUGCGGGUGAGAAUUUGAAUGUAAUGAUGGAGGAAUAAUGUUUAUGUAAUUAAGCUUGAAGUCUGGGCAAUGGCAAUAUAGAAUGGAGACAAAAUGGUUGGAAACAUGGAUAGGCACAGGUAUAUGUGCAAGGUUGUCAAUUGAAAAGUUAUUGUAUAAAUUAAAAACACCCAUAGGUGUUGUAGGUGUU